Molecule: messenger RNA, 2259 nt
Organism: Tuber aestivum (summer truffle)
Lineage: Eukaryota; Fungi; Ascomycota; Pezizomycetes; Pezizales; Tuberaceae
Source: the annotation of a GenBank genome assembly
AAACAUGUUUGGUCUCUGCUUCCCUCUUUCUUGUUUCCCGGCCCCCUUUCUUCCCCUAACCUCGCCCUUCAUGCCGCACUUAUUCCACAAAGCAAUUGUUAUGAACCAUCAUCACCCUCCUUGCUUGCCCCAGCUCAGGCCCGACAUCCUAUCAAGUCAUUAAAUUCGCCCCUCUGGUUCCAUCUCAGGCCUUCAGCAUCCAGAGUUCUCGUCUCAACCUUUUUACUCUGUGACACCUUCGCCUUUGUCAGCCUCCCUCCUCCCCACCCUUAACUUUCCGGUACGGCAUCACUUCUCCAUCGCGGCCCUCCAUCUCUCCAACGACAACAACCAUGGCAUUCUCCCGUUCGGCAAGGAUAAUCACCUUGCUGGUGAUAGAUUCCCUCUUUUUCCUCCUGGAGAUCAUCGUUGGAUACUCUGUCCAUUCCCUUGCCCUUGUCGCCGAUUCCUUUCAUAUGGUUUGAAAUACCCCCUCCUCUUCCGUGUUGGAACAGGGAAGCUCAUAAAGGGGUCGUUAGCUGAACGACGUUUUUUCGCUACUGGUGGCGUUAUGGGCGAUUAAACUAGCCAAGCAAAAAUCCACAUCAAGCUAUACAUACGGGGUACGUUCUCACUCCUCCACCGGCCAUGGCUGUGAUUGACCAAAGUGAACCCUAGUGGCAACGAGCCGAAGUCCUUGGGGCCUUGAUCAACGGUGUAUUCCUACUUGCCUUGUGUCUCUCGAUUUUCCUCGAAGCGAUCCAGCGUUUUAUCGAGCCGCAGGAAGUAUCCGCCCCAUGGUUGGUAUUUGGCGUCGGGAGUGCUGGCCUCGCUUCGAAUAUCCUCGGUUUAUUCUUGUUUCACGAUCACGGCCAUUCUCACGGCGCCAAUCCGCAUGAACGCGAUCUUGAGGGUAGCCUAAUGGGGGCGAAAAGCGCAGCGGCAGGUCACGAGCAUCACAAACACACACACGGUCUAAGGGGCCAUAUUCACGACCCAGCAGAAGAUGAUAGUGGUGAUAUCGACGAUAUCCUCCCGGACACAGUUGUCGCAAGGUUAUCCCAGCCGAUCCCGUGCUCAUCUAUCCCGCGAAAGAAGGGGAGAAGAUCGACCGAUAGAUCUCGUCAACGCCACUUUGCAUCCCCCGUAACCGACAUUCACGUUCACCCCGCCCGCAAUCGCCAGGAGGUCAUUGCCGCAGCGGUUAGUGACACGGAACACUCCUCAUCGGCAGUAAUUUCAUCGGCCGACUCUGACUCCGAUGUCCCCACUUCACAAACCCCCCUUCUCCCGGCUGCCGGCAAAGGCCACAAACGAGCAUACUCUCGAUCCUGCCACCGAAAUCACAACCAUGCCAAACCCAAGGAAACCAAAUCCUCGCAUUCACAUCAAAACCUGAACAUGCGCGGAGUCUUCCUCCACGUCCUCGGCGACGCACUCGGAAACGUUGGCGUAAUGUCAGUAGCCGGUGCUCUCCUCCUCCUCCCAGAAAAAAUCUGGUGGCGCCACCUCCUUGAUCCCUCCAUCUCCCUGCUUAUUACAAUAAUAAUUUUCUCCUCUGCCCUCCCACUCUGCAAGUCGGCCUCCAAAAUUUUACUACAAGGCGUACCAAAGGGGAUCUCGCUGGAGGAAGUCAAAGAAGAUAUUGCCUCGAUCCUAGGCGUCGAAUCCGUCCACGAACUGCACAUCUGGCAACUCAGCGACGUGAAAAUGAUUGCAAGCUUACACAUCCAGAUCGCCUUCGAUCCAGAAUGCGAAGGCGGUGGGCGAUAUAUGCAACUUGCAAAUGCCGUCCGGACUUGUCUACACGCAUAUGGGAUCCACUCUAGCACUAUCCAGCCAGAAUACACCAAAGAAGAGGAGGCGACCGCGAGUCGAACAGGUAGCGCAAGAGGUAGCGCGGAAGAAGAGGCGGCUUGCCUUUUGGAAUGCGGAGACGGGUGCGUUGACGGGAAGUGCUGCGCCCCUGGCGGCGGUGCUCCAGGAGAUGAUGUCGUUGGGUAAACUCCAAUUUCGAAGAAGAAAAAAAUGAAUAAUCGAGUGGCAGAGCGCGUACUGUAUAACUAUGACAUCCCGGGUGGCGAACGGCGGUGCUGCAAGGUUUCCUUUUCCUUUCUCCGGGAUAACCCCGAUUUGGCAAGACGGUUUCUUGUGCCUAUGUUUUCUAGCUCGUCCCCUUCACCUCAUUCCCACGCAGCUGAUUGUUGUUUCGUUCGUAGAAGGGGUUUUCAAUAGUCCGGUGUUAAUAGAUUUGAGUGACGAUUGUCUUUUUUCUUGCUU